This is a messenger RNA of Scleropages formosus (Asian bonytongue), 1894 nucleotides long. RefSeq names its product uridine-cytidine kinase 1 (gene uck1). The transcript is spliced from 7 exons. Lineage: Eukaryota; Metazoa; Chordata; Actinopteri; Osteoglossiformes; Osteoglossidae. Gene Ontology annotation, molecular function: ATP binding; kinase activity. The coding region runs from base 224 to 1033 and encodes 269 amino acids. The record is from RefSeq and is a predicted model, not a curated record.
GUCGAUAUUGCGCACGCCCACCACUCGUUUUACUUUACGACUGAACUGAAAAAUAAAUGGUGGUGCGUCAAGAACCCCCGGGUUCGUUGGUUAAUCGGAAUAUCGACAAAUUCAGCGCCUGGCAGACUCUGGAAAAAAAAUGUCACGGACUAAAUAACUAAGUAAACGUACCACGUAAGUUAGCUGUUGUCUGUGUGCGGACAGGGAGAGAGAAGAGCGCGUGAUGGCUCGCGCCGAGUCGCCGCCAGACCUCGAGCGGCCGAGACACCAUCCAUUCCUGAUUGGAGUUAGUGGGGGCACCGCAAGCGGCAAGUCCACAGUGUGUGCAAAGAUCAUGGAGCUGCUUGGGCAGAACAAGGUGGACCAUCGCCAGAGAAAGGUGGCCAUAGUCAGCCAGGACAGCUUCUACAGGGUACUGACCCCAGAGCAGAAGUCUAAGGCGCUCAAGGGCCAGUACAACUUCGACCAUCCAGAUGCUUUUGAUAACGAGUUGAUGUACAAAACUCUUAAGGACAUUGUGGAAGGGAAGGUCGUUGAGGUGCCCACCUAUGAUUUUGUCACCCAUUCUAGGCUGCAGGACCGGAUCACCGUGUAUCCUGCCGACGUUGUCCUCUUCGAGGGGAUCCUGGUUUUCUAUUCUCAGGAGAUCCGCGACAUGUUCCACAUGAAACUAUUUGUGGACACGGACUCUGAUGUUCGGCUCUCUCGCAGAGUUCUGCGGGACAUGAAGAGAGGCCGGGACCUUGAGCAGAUUCUCGCCCAGUACACCACCUUUGUCAAGCCUGCGUUUGAAGAGUUCUGUCUUCCGACCAAGAAAUACGCGGAUGUUAUUAUUCCCCGAGGGGUUGACAACAUGGUGGCCAUCAACCUUAUAGUGCAGCACAUCCAAGACAUCCUCAAUGGGGAUAUUUGCAAAUGGCAGCGCAGUUCAGUCGGCGGGCACAGCCGAGGUUUCAAGAGGAUAAUCUCCGAGCAGGGCGAGACACCUCUGAGCAAGAGGGUUCCACUGGAGCCCAGCAGUCGGCCUCACUGAGCUGGGACGGCGUGAGGCUCUGUGCCUUGUCUCCUCUGAUUCCCCUGUCAGGGAUAAAGAUGUGGUUGAAAUAUCCAGUCUCCUGGAACGGAGAGAGCAGAGUGUCUAGUGUGCAUGAUGAAAGAAGUUAGUCUGUGGUUGGACUGUAAGCAAGGGGGUAGGGAUGGUUAGAAAUCUGGGGAGGCUUAAGACGUUAAGAAGUUAGAGCACAUUAUUUGUAUAACAUUUUUCAAACAUGGAAAACCUUGGUAAGUAGCUGCUUGAAAAUUGACAGUUUGGUAAGAACAUAAUAUAUUUUAGCACAAUAACAGUUGCAAGUGACCUGCAACACAUGUAGAAUUUUUAACCAUAACUGAUACAAAGGUUGAGACUUACAAAAAGUGCACAGUCCCUUUUAAUGACUAAUUAGCAUUGAAAGAAAAAUGCAGCAAGCAUGUACUCCUUAUCAUAAAAAAAAUUCAAGAAUAUAUUUUAUUUACAUUAGUUGCAUUUUUUUGAUAAUUAUUUUUGCCAGAUGUGGAAUGUUCACUUCAAGAUGAACCUUGUGGUUUCUUCUUUUAAUACCUAUAGGAUUUGUUUAGAGUGACAGCUGACCUUAUAAUGUGUGCUGAUAUUGAAUACUCAAUCUUAGUCUAAUAACGUAGCCAAACUGAUUUUGGUUGGAUAAAGGUUGAAAUUACUUUCAUGUCAGAUCUGUUGUCUCAUUUAAUGUAUGUAAUACACCUGAUAGGUAAUAUUAAUCUCUUCUAGUGUGUAGAGUUGUAUGCUGUUGUAUUUGUGCAUAUUGUCCACAGUGUAGAGUACUUUUGUCUAUGAAUGUUUUUAACUGUUCAUUUGUGUGACAUGUCAAAUACAUUGAUA